Fusarium poae is the source of this 1539-nucleotide messenger RNA. RefSeq lists its product as uncharacterized. Gene Ontology annotation, molecular function: protein-arginine omega-N symmetric methyltransferase activity. Gene Ontology annotation, cellular component: mitochondrion. The transcript is spliced from 3 exons. The record is from RefSeq and is a predicted model, not a curated record. The coding region runs from base 1 to 1539 and encodes 512 amino acids. Lineage: Eukaryota; Fungi; Ascomycota; Sordariomycetes; Hypocreales; Nectriaceae.
AUGGAUUCCCCAAUUGUGGCUCAACUUUUUCGACAGCUCUUCCACCAUCGUCCUCCGGGCUGCAAGGGCAUCAGGAACCUCCCCCGCAUCCGCAAUGGCCUCCGAACCACUGCUAUCGUCGGCCAUAGCCAGAGCCGCUUCUACGUUGCGGGACGGCCCUCUAGUGAUCGCGGAAUGAAGAAGAACGAGAGUCGAUGGCAGCAACGGACGAAUAUCUUGCCCCAGGAUCGAUCUGCAGAGUUCGCAGAGUACCCUUACAUAUCUGCGGCGGAGCUCAAAGAACGAACAGAACGGCCGCGCAAGGUCAAGAUGCUACUAAGAGACUUUAUUGACGGCAAGCUACUCUUACCCAAACGUCUUUACAACCCUUCAUAUGGCUACUUCUCCAAACAGGCCGUCAUUUUCAGUCCCGGCGAGCCCUUUGACUUCAACUCGAUGCGCGACGAGAUCGAGUUCCAAUCCGAGCUAGGCCGUCGAUACACCGAAUUUGAGGACAUACUCGACGACCGUGAGGGCGAGAAUCCAACACGCCAGCUAUGGCAUACACCCACCGAGCUCUUCCGUCCCUACUACGGCGAAGCCAUCGCCCGCUACCUCGUCGCCAACUACCGCCUCAGCACAUUCCCUUACGAUGAUCUCCUAAUCUACGAGAUGGGUGCCGGUCGCGGAACCCUCAUGCUUAACAUCCUCGACUACAUCCGCGAAGUCGACCCCCAAGUGUAUGCUCGUACCAAGUUCAACAUCAUCGAGAUCUCAUCUACCCUCGCCGCUCUCCAGAAUAGACAUCUAUUGUCGACGGCUGCAUCUCGGGGUCACGCAGACAAGGUCGAGAUCAUCAACCGAUCCAUUUUCGACUGGGAUCGGCCUGUCCCUUCGCCGUGCUUCUUCCUCGCUAUGGAAGUCUUCGAUAACUUUUCCCACGACGGUAUUCGCUACGACAUCACCACCGAGGAACCCCUGCAGGGCCAUGUGCUGAUCGACAGCGAUGGUGACUUUUAUGAAUUCUACUCUCGUGAGCUAGAUCCUCUUGCAGCACGAUACUUCCGAGUUCGUCACGCUGCAACGGCAGGAAACUAUCCCAAGCCGUACCCCAGCAAUGCGGCUCUGCGCUACAUCUCCAGCAAGAUGCCCUUUGCCGCCAAUCUUUCCGAUCCCGAGUUUAUCCCCACUCGGCUAAUGCAGUUCUUUGAUGUUCUCGAAAAGUACUUCCCAGGCCACCGUCUUGUGACAUCUGACUUCGACUGGCUACCUCAAGCUAUCAAGGGAAUGAAUGCGCCUGUUGUUCAGACAAGAUACCACAGAAGGAUGGUGCCCGUCACAACACCUUUGGUUCACCAAGGCUACUUCGAUAUUCUGUUCCCAACAGACUUCCAAACCACGGAAGCCAUCUACCGUGCCAUCACGGGCAAGCUUACCCGUGUUACAUCGCAUGGCGAUUUCAUGCGCAAGUGGGCGUAUGUCGAAGAUACAGAGACUCGAAGCGGAGAGAACCCCUUGAUAUCCAACUACCGCAAUGCCAGUGUUCUUGUAACCGUGUAG